AAAGCUAAUAUCAUAUAAAUGGCAUGCGAGUAUUGACCGACUAUCAAAUUCUGAUCGAUUUUCAGUGAGGACACAUCCACAAAAUAAAAAAAAUGGCUUUUUUGGGCAUUACAUACUCUCUUGACAGAGACGAGAAUUUCGAUAAAUUCGUCGACAGUUUGGAUAUCCCUGAAGAUAAGAAACAGCUAUUGCUUUCUUUUAAACCAUCCCAGUCGAUUAAAAAGGAAGGUGAUGGGUAUGUCUUAAGCACCACAAGCCCUGGUGGUGGCAACAAGGAUUUAAAAUUCCAAGACGGUGUUGAGUUUGACGAGGAAGUUGCUCCAGGCGUCGUUGCAAAAUCUACUUUCAAAGUUGAAGGCAAUGUCGUAACCCAAGUUCAAAACCUUGGUGAUCUUGUCCUCACCUACAAGAGGGAAUAUUCUAACGAUCAACUCGUCGUGGUUCUUACAUCCAGCAAAUGGGACGGAGUCGCACGGAGAUACUACAAAUCGGUCUAAAUGUAUUUAAAGCCAACUAGUUGUAACUCCGCAGCACAUGUUUAUUUAUAUUAAAUGGUAUAAUCCCUA
This is a messenger RNA of Danaus plexippus (monarch butterfly), 566 nucleotides long. RefSeq names its product fatty acid-binding protein 2-like. Gene Ontology annotation, cellular component: nucleus; cytosol. NCBI's taxonomy places the organism in Eukaryota, Metazoa, Arthropoda, Insecta, Lepidoptera, Nymphalidae. The coding region runs from base 93 to 497 and encodes 134 amino acids. The record is from RefSeq and is a predicted model, not a curated record. Gene Ontology annotation, molecular function: fatty acid binding. The transcript has 4 exons. Gene Ontology annotation, biological process: fatty acid transport.